ACAUAAAGCGCAUCUCUCUCUCUCUCUCUAUCCACUGACACUGUCCUCUCUCAGUCCCACCACACACACACAUGGGUAACUGCAACAUCCGACUCCGCCACCACGCCGCCGCCGCCCAACCACCACCAGAAAAUCCGCCCCAUCCACCUCCCACGACCACCACCCACCACCGCCAGAUCUCCGGCACCGGCCGCAUCCUCGGCCGCCCGAUGGAAGAUGUCCGCUCCACCUACGUCUUCGGACGCGAGCUCGGGCGCGGCCAGUUCGGCGUGACCUAUCUCGUCACACACAAGACCACCGGAGACAAGUUCGCUUGCAAGUCAAUCGCCACUCGCAAGCUCGUCAACAAGGACGACAUCGAAGACGUUCGUCGCGAGGUCCAGAUCAUGUACCAUCUCACUGGUCACCGCAACAUUGUGGAGCUCAAAGGUGCGUAUGAGGAUCGUCACUCGGUUAAUUUGAUCAUGGAGCUCUGUGCUGGUGGUGAGCUGUUUGAUCGGAUUCUUGCCAAGGGACAUUACUCUGAGCGCGCUGCUGCGGAGAUCUGUCGGCAGGUCGUGACUGUAGUGCAUAAUUGUCAUUCAAUGGGAGUGAUGCAUAGGGAUUUGAAGCCUGAGAAUUUCUUGUUCUUGAGUAGUGAUGAAGAUUCGCCUUUGAAAGCCACCGAUUUUGGGCUCUCGGUGUUCUUCAAACCAGGAGAUGUAUUUAGAGACCUUGUUGGCAGUUCAUAUUAUGUAGCUCCUGAAGUGUUGCGUCGAGAUUAUGGAGCUGAAGCUGAUAUUUGGAGUGCUGGGGUGAUAUUAUACGUAUUACUUAGUGGAGUCCCACCUUUUUGGGGAGAUAAUGAGAAAGGUGUUUUUGAUGCUGUUCUACGUGGACACAUUGAUUUUUUGUCUGAUCCUUGGCCGUCCAUAUCCAAUAGUGCCAAAGACCUUGUUAAGAAGAUGCUUCGGGCUGAUCCAAAAGAAAGGCUUUCCGCAACUGAAGUAUUAAAUCAUCCAUGGAUGAGAGAAGAUGGGGAAGCAUCUGAUAAGCCUCUUGAUAUUGCUGUCUUAACUAGAAUGAAGCAAUUCCGUGCAAUGAACAAACUCAAAAAAGUAGCUCUGAAGGUAAUUGCAGAAAAUCUUUCUGAAGAAGAAAUUGUUGGCUUGAAGGAAAUGUUCAAAUCCAUGGACACGGAUAACAGUGGAACAAUUACUUUUGAAGAACUGAAAGCUGGUCUUCCAAAACUGGGUACCAAGCUAUCAGAGUCAGAAGUGAUGCAGUUGAUGGAAUCGGCUGACGUGGAUGGAAAUGGAACAAUUGAUUACAUUGAGUUUAUAACAGCUACGAUGCACAUGAAUAGAAUGGAAAGAGAAGACCACUUGUACACUGCCUUUGAAUAUUUUGACAAGGACAAAAGCGGGUACAUCACAACGGAAGAAUUGGAGCACGCCCUGAAGAAGUAUAAUAUGGGUGAUGAGAAGACGAUUAAGGAUAUUAUUACAGAAGUUGACACAGACCAUGAUGGAAGAAUUAACUAUGAUGAGUUUGUUGCCAUGAUGAGAAAAGGCAAUCCAGAGUUGGUCACAAACAGACUUCGCAGAUGAGAUUGAUCCAAACAUUAUUCAUAUCUUAUUCCAUCUUCCCGAGUUCAUUUGUUGGUUUAACCACAUCAUUUUGCAGCUGAGAUCGCAAUCUAACCUCAUUUGAACCUGGAAUCAAGAGAGUUCUUGCUUUGUGUACUGGUUUUUUGUUUGUCUACACCUAGCUUUACAUGGAGAAAUGAGCUAGAUUGGCAUCUCUUUGCUGAACAAGUAUAUCUAGCCAUCUCUCUUUCUUAGCCAAUAUGUUAUGCAACUGGAAAACCCGAAAGUAAUUAUCAUAUACAAUUUUCAAUGUCAUUUCUUGCCAAUUGUAACCAAUACAUUUCAUGUAUGAUCCUCCCGUACCACCAUAGUCAAGCUUUGUUAUAGGUUUUUUUGAGAAAAGAGCUUUGUUAUAGUUAUUGCAGUUAUAGCA
Messenger RNA from Camellia sinensis, 2001 nucleotides. Its product is annotated as calcium-dependent protein kinase 1. Gene Ontology annotation, biological process: protein phosphorylation. The record is from RefSeq and is a predicted model, not a curated record. NCBI's taxonomy places the organism in Eukaryota, Viridiplantae, Streptophyta, Magnoliopsida, Ericales, Theaceae. Gene Ontology annotation, molecular function: calcium ion binding; ATP binding; protein kinase activity.